Messenger RNA from Alternaria atra, 1689 nucleotides. RefSeq lists its product as uncharacterized. The record is from RefSeq and is a predicted model, not a curated record. NCBI's taxonomy places the organism in Eukaryota, Fungi, Ascomycota, Dothideomycetes, Pleosporales, Pleosporaceae. Bases 1 to 1689 code for a protein of 562 amino acids. Gene Ontology annotation, molecular function: ATP binding; ATP-dependent protein folding chaperone. The transcript has 8 exons.
AUGGCUUCGGAGAUUGUUGUGGGCAUUGACUUUGGAACCACGUAUUCGGGGGUAUCAUGGGCUAUCAAUGGUAUUAGUAAAGUCCACCUCAUUACCGACUGGCCCAACCCUACCGGAGCAAACGCCGAGUCGGAGAAGGUACUAACCAUUAUCUCGUACGCAGACGGAAAACCUCUCAACUGGGGUUACAACGUCGACACCCUUACUGAACAACAUUUCCAAUGGUUCAAGCUACUCCUCAACUCCAAGCAGAAGCUGGGAGCAGACUUUGAAGCGGUCUCAGCGUCUCGCAAUCUCCUCGGAUCUCUCAGCAAGUCGGCUGAAGAAGUAGCCUCCGAUUACUUGCAGCUGCUGUGGCAGUACACAAAGGAUCAUAUCGAGCGCAAUGAAGGAGAAACAUGGGAAAAGAUAUACUCUCUCCGAGUGGUUCUGACUGUGCCAGCAAUUUGGAGCCCAAUUGCAAAGGAAAGAACCUUGAGAGCUGCCAGAACGGCGGGCUUACCAGACAAUAUCCAACUGGUGACAGAACCUGAGGCGGCAGCUCUAGCUGUUUUGAAAGGAAAGAGUCAAGAAAACAAGCUAGAGGUGGGCGCCUCGUUCGUCGAUCUGAUCUCGUAUAAAAUCACCGGUCUUGACCCGUUGAAGAUAGAAGAAUGCGCCAUGGGCGACGGUGGCCAAUGUGGAUCUGUAUUCCUAGACAGAGCCUUCGUCAAAUGGGUCCAGUUAAUUGUAGGCGAACGUGAAUACAAGAAACUCAAGCCCAAGGCCAGGAAGAUGAUGCUUCAACAAUUUGAGGCGGGUGUAAAAAGAUGCUAUGCUGGAGACAACAAGGAAUACUCUGUUGUGCUGCAUGGUGUCGAAGAUAAUGAGUCCGCAGGGAUUGACGACGACACUAUCAAAUUGAAACCGAAAACACUUCAGACACUAUUUGAUCAUAUCAUCAAUAAGAUAAUGGUGCUUGUAGAGAGGCAGAUCGACACAGCACUAGAUGGCGGACAACAUGUAAAGGCUGUUCUCCUAGUCGGCGGUUUCGGAACCAACAAGUACAUCUACAAGCGACUGAAGGACGCACAUCGCGGUGAUGGAAUCGAAAUCCUACAGGUACCUGGCGGGUGGUCUGCUAUCUGUCGGGGGGCAACACUAUGGGGCUUGGAGCACUCAUCGCAUUCCAAUUUCACAUCAAAAACGGUCUCAGCACGCAUCGCGCGAUACAGCUACGGAAAUCGCUGGGACGUUCCAUUCGACGCGUCGAUGGGCCAUCUGGAAAUAGAUCGCCGGAAAAGGCCUCGUGGCUGGUUUGCGACCAACCAAAUGAACUGGCUGAUCAAAAAGGGAGAUCGCCUAGAAGAAGGUCGUAAGAUCAUGUUAUCAAAUUCCUUCAGCAUUCAAAUCGGCUUCUUGAGCACAGGCCUACACAACUUCUCUCAGGAACUAUGGUACUGCGCUGAUGACGAGCCGCCUUCGCGAUUCGUUGAAUCUUGCGUCAAGGAACUCUGCGCGGUCGAGUACGGCGUCGAGUGCUCCAAAUUAUAUCUGGAAACCUCAUGGAGGGACGCGGACACGAAACAAAAGUACAGAUCCGCAUUGUUCGAUCUCACAAUCACGCUAGACAGCGCCACGUUGCAUUUCAUGGUCGCGUAUAAGGAUAAGCAGGUGGCGUAUACAGAGGCGAAGUACAAGGAGGACUAG